Molecule: messenger RNA, 1697 nt
Organism: Aureobasidium subglaciale EXF-2481
Lineage: Eukaryota; Fungi; Ascomycota; Dothideomycetes; Dothideales; Saccotheciaceae
Exons: 1
Coding region: 191-1396 (401 amino acids)
Biological process (GO): ubiquinone biosynthetic process
Cellular component (GO): mitochondrial inner membrane
Molecular function (GO): 4-hydroxybenzoate polyprenyltransferase activity
Source: RefSeq, a predicted model, not a curated record
UGCUUGUAUACCACUCAUUUUUCUUCCAUCUGUGUCUCAGCGGGUACUGACCACUCUCUUUCCCCAGUCAGAUCUAGACUCAUUCAGUAGGUGCAGCUGCUCUGGUCAACCGAUCUUUGACUUUGUAUGUUGAGCUAGGUGCCCGGUUUUUUCUUGCUCUCCUACUGUUAAAGUCAUGUUGUGUUCCCGGAUGGUCUCCCAAGUGGGCAUCAGGCGUGCCAUCCCUCCAAGUUUAUCUCGACCGAUUUCUUCUCUGUAUACUCGUUGCUCUGGCCUCCCUGCAUCAAGGCGACAGAAUCUCUUAAACCACAACACACGCUAUGUGACGGCGUAUUCCUCAACCACAUCAUUGACGCCCAAGUCGACUGAUCACAGCGCCUCUAUACUUCAACAUGAAGCCAAUAUAGACCAUACUCCGCCGCCUGUCCGCUACGAGCCUCCGAACUCAGGCUUCCUCUCCUACUUGCCUGCCUCGUUUGUGCCAUACGCCGAAUUGAUCCGCAUCGACAAGCCAGUGGGCACUUACUAUCUGCUUUUUCCCUGUGUCUUCAGCACGCUCCUUGCUGCUCCGCUAGCUUCACCCAUCACCGCGCCCUCGACAGUACUGGCUACCUCUGCUCUUUUUGCUACAGGUGCUCUCGUCAUGCGCGGUGCAGGAUGUACCAUCAAUGAUCUGUGGGACCGCAACUUGGAUCCUAAAGUCGCUCGUACUCGGCUUAGGCCCAUUGCCCGUGGCGCCAUUUCUCCAGAGGCUGCAAUCAUUUACACCGGUUGCCAACUCUUGACCGGCUUGGCUGUGCUCUUACAGUUCCCGUUCGAGUGCUUUUUCUAUGCCACGCCCUCUUUGCUGCUGGUAUCAACAUACCCACUCGCUAAGCGCAUCACCAACUACCCUCAAGCCGUGCUUGGUCUCACUUUCUCCUGGGGUGCCAUUAUGGGGUUCCCUGCUUUGGGCGUUGAUCUCUUGUCAAACCACAAUGCACUCACUGCUGCGGCUUGUCUGUAUGCCUCGAAUAUUGCUUGGACCAUCCUAUACGAUAUGAUCUACGCGCAUCAGGACAUCAAAGAUGACGCAAAGGCCGGCAUCAAGUCAAUCGCUCUUCGUCAUGAGAAGAAUACAAAGGCAGUUCUCAGUGGUCUCGCUGUUAGCCACGCUACGUUACUGGCUGCCGCUGGGGCUGCUAUUGGGGCUGGUCCGAUCUUCUACAUUGGCACUUGUGGAGGUGCUCUGCUCACCACUGCGAACAUGAUUUGGAGAGUUCAAUUGAGCAGUGUAAAGAACUGCUGGUGGUGGUUCAGAAGUGGAUGCUGGAUGACUGGCGGCGCCAUCACUCUUGGCCUUACCGGAGAAUACCUCGCUCAUUAUCUCGGAUGGUACGAAGACGAGGCUCAAUAGUCUCUUUGGCAGCUGCCAUCUCAUGUAUGUAUAAGUACGAUCAUUGUAUGAUAGACGUCUUGAAGUCUCUGGACGAGCCAUGUUGAGCCGCGCUCUGUUUGUGACAUAUCUGUCUUCAAGUCUUGACACCUGAGUACAUUUAUAUUCUCGAUGGACGGUCCUAAAUUCGAGGCGUUGCAGCACCCGAAAAUGGCAGAAGGUGGGGCCCUUGUCAUGCCGAUCAUCUGUACGCAAUCGAAAGUUGCAUCUUGUGGCUUCCACUUCCCGAACUUGGUCUCCCAUCUGGGCCACUCGAUGCAAG